Molecule: messenger RNA, 1977 nt
Organism: Funneliformis caledonium
Lineage: Eukaryota; Fungi; Glomeromycota; Glomeromycetes; Glomerales; Glomeraceae
Source: the annotation of a GenBank genome assembly
AUGGAUGGACAACAUAGAAUGAUCACACAAGAUCUAUCUGCUGACGAAUGGGCUCAAGCACAAAAAGUUCUAGAUCAACAGUUAAAAGAAAUGGGUUUAUAUUGUAAAGAAAUUAGUGGGGACGGAAAUUCAAUUUUUUCAUUAAGGUCUUUGUCCGAUCAAUUUUAUGGGAAUACAAAACAACAUUCAAAGAUUCGCAAAGAAAUUUGUGCAUAUUUAGAAGAAAACUUUGAUCAUUUUCAAUUCUUUGUAGAGGAUGACAAACCUUUUGAUUACCAUCUAGCACAGAUGAAAAAGGAUGGUACCUAUGGUGGAAACAUGGAAUUAGUAGGAUUCGCUCAACUUUACGAAGUUGAUAUAAAAAUAUAUCAACCUGGGACAAUCUAUGUUAUUGAGGGAAGUGAAGAUAAUAAAUCAACAGAAAAAGCUGGAACCAAAAAAACCUUACAUAUCGCUUAUCAUAAUUGGGAACAUUAUAGUUCAGUAAGAAACAUCCAAGGGCCACAUGUAGGUGAUCCGGAAAUUAUAUCAGAGUCAUUACAUUCAACAAAUGAUCCUGCCUCUGAUACCGAUAACCCUCCGAAUUCAAUUGAAAAAAUGAUCAUGAGCUCUACUGGAGAAAAGAAUUUGACAACCGUUCGUGACAUGAUGAAAAGAUUACAAUUUAACCAUAAUGAAGUUAUUAAUGAAAUAAUAGAAAGAUCGCAAGAAAAUUCGAUUACUGAUAAUGGGUCUAAUUCACGUGAAGUUGAAAAGGAUGCAUACACACCAGAACAGGAAGAAAAUUUGCCUAUGGAAGGUUCUCCUCAAAUGUAUAUCGAUAAUUUAUCUAGCGUUUCAUCCCAAAGCAAAACCACAAUACAGCCUGAUAUAACGCCGAGAAGAGAUCAAGAAACUUUAGAUGUGAACAUUAAUGCCAAAACUAGAAAUACCAUAAAUUGUAUAGAAGUAAGUGAUUCACCUAAAUCUAAGAAGAAGUUGAGAAAAAUGCGUAAGAAACGAAUGAAAAAUAAUAAUUAUAAGGAUGUAAAUAAGCUGCAAACUUUUCUUCAAAAUAAGAGCUUUUCAAAGUCAGGACUAAUCGGACAGAAUUACGGUUUAUCCCUAGUCUGCUCUCACCUUGGUUUACCAGGGAAGAAGGUGCCUCACAGCGCGUUCAAACAGAUCUCAACCAAGAAAUUAACGUUGAAUAAUUCAAAUCAAAUCGUCAUCAAGGACGAUCUGGAAAUCGAAAAAACGGAAGUCAAUAAGCAGGUUCAAGGGCAAAACGUGUACUUGAACGGUGUCGAGAAAAUGGAUGAUCUUACAAGUGGUUCAGAUAGUGAUUACACAAAAUAUUGGAUUGAUUGGUUUUUGUCUACUAAGGGAAAUGAAUACUUUUGUGAAGUUGAUGAAGAAUAUAUACUUGAUCGUUUUAAUUUAACUGGGCUAAACUCUGAGGUUCAGCAUUAUGUUCAAGCACUUGAUUUGAUAACGGAUUCUUUAGAAGAAGAAUUGGAUGAUGAGAUGCGUGAAGCCGUCGAGAAAUCCGCUCGUCACUUAUAUGGUUUGAUUCACGCGAGAUUUAUUAUCACAAGCAGAGGUUUAGCUAAAAUGCUUGAGAAAUACAAGAAGGCUGAUUUUGGCCGUUGCCCACGUGUUCUGUGUCAUAACCAACCACUCCUACCAGUUGGACUUUCUGAUCAGCCUUAUACAAAGUCCGUUAAAUUGUACUGCCCUCGUUGUGAAGAUAUUUAUAAUCCUAAAUCCACUCGACAUGCAAGUAUCGACGGUGCCUACUAUGGAUCUACUUUCCCUCAUAUGCUCUUUCAAGUUUAUCCACACUUGCUACCACCUAAAAGUAAUGAGCGAUAUGUUCCUAGGAUUUUUGGAUUCAAAAUUCAUGAUAUUGCCAAACAACAUCGUUGGCAAGAUCAACAAAGAGAAGAACAACAGAGAAGAAUCACCGUGGUUGGAGAAGGAAACGCUAAUAGUUAG